This is a messenger RNA of Oryza sativa Japonica Group (Japanese rice), 1468 nucleotides long. RefSeq names its product pirin-like protein. The record is from RefSeq and is a predicted model, not a curated record. NCBI's taxonomy places the organism in Eukaryota, Viridiplantae, Streptophyta, Magnoliopsida, Poales, Poaceae.
AGAGGAAAAAACGCCAAGAAACCAUCUGUCGCUUUUGACCCCGGGAAGCAGCAGCAGCAGCAGCGGCGGCGGCGUAUCGGGGCGUAACGGAAUCGAGGUGUGUUGCCGCUAUAUAAAGAGGAAGAAAAUAGGCCCCAAACCAAACCACCAUACCCUACUACAAACCAUAGGCAUCGCCGGCAAGGGAGGUCGGAGGAAGAAGAAAGGGUCGUCGAGGUGUUCUUGAAUUCUGAAUUUCUGAUCAAGUCGAUCGUUCGCCGGCGACGGCAAAGGUGGUAACUGGUAGUACUAUAUAUGACGACGUCGAUGGAGAAGCCCCGGCAGGUGGUGCGGAAGUUCCUGGCGCGGCCGCAGCACGAGGGCGUCGGCGCCGUCGUUCGCCGGAGCAUCGGGAGGUUUGAGCUGAGGUACUUCGAUCCGUUCCUCGUCCUGGACGAGUUCUCAGUGUCUGCUCCGGCUGGGUUCCCUGACCAUCCACACAGAGGUUUCGAGACCGUCACUUACAUGCUCGAGGGAGCCGUGACGCACGAGGACUUCGAGGGCCACCGUGGCACGAUCAAGGCCGGCGACGUGCAGUGGAUGACGGCCGGACGCGGCAUCGUGCACUCGGAGAUGCCGGCGGGGCCCGGCACCUCCAGGGGCCUCCAGCUCUGGGUCAACCUCUCCUCCCACAACAAGAUGAUCGAGCCGGGGUACCAGGAGAUACAGAGCAAGGACAUCGCGAGCACGACGUCGGACGGCGUGACGGUGCGGGUGAUCGCCGGGCAGUCGAUGGGCGCCCGGUCGCCGGUGCGCACGCGGACGCCGACCAUGUACCUGGACUUCACGGUCCGCCCCCACGCGGCGGCGCGGCAGCCGGUGUGCGCGACGUGGAACGCGUUCGCGUACGUGCUGGAGGGGGAGGGCGUGUUCGGCGGCGGCGGCGGCGACAAGGCCGGGGCGCACCACCUGCUGCUGCUCGGCCAGGGCGACGGCGUCGAGGUGUGGAACAGGUCGGACAAGCCGCUCCGGUUCCUGCUCAUCGCCGGCGAGCCCAUCGGCGAGCCCGUGGCGCAGCUGGGGCCCUUCGUCAUGAACACCGAGGAGGAGAUCGACAUGACCAUCAACGACUUCGAGUUCAGCAUCAAUGGCUUCGAGAAGGCCAAGCACUGGAAGUCUCAGGCGCUGGUGGCGCUGGGCUUAGAGUAGUAGGGUGCAACCAUGGGACGACACGACAUGUCGACAUAUGCUCUGAACGAAGGGAAAAAAAAUGGAAUAGUUCUUUCUCUCAUGAUACGAGGUUGUUUUAUUUAUUUGUUUUUUUUCUCUUCCAAACAAAUAGCGAUCACUUUGUGUACAUAUCCGGCAUAAGGUUGCUGCUUGCUUUUCAAUUAGGCAGGUGCUUCAAAUCUUCGGCCCAAUGACUAAAAAUCAUGUACUUACUCCACAAGUUCAUAAACAAGUCCUUUUGGACUUUCACUGUGUCUAA